Hippopotamus amphibius kiboko is the source of this 3088-nucleotide messenger RNA. RefSeq names its product TLC domain containing 3A (gene TLCD3A). The transcript has 6 exons. The coding region runs from base 932 to 1708 and encodes 258 amino acids. Lineage: Eukaryota; Metazoa; Chordata; Mammalia; Artiodactyla; Hippopotamidae. Gene Ontology annotation, biological process: lipid homeostasis. The record is from RefSeq and is a predicted model, not a curated record. Gene Ontology annotation, cellular component: endoplasmic reticulum; membrane.
CGUCGCGAUCAAAAGACAGCAACUCUCACGGGCCGCGAGGUCAGCGAUCCUUCUGCUCCCGGGGGCCCCUUGCUCAGUGGCAGUAGGUGUCCCCCCAGCCAUCGGGGGAGAAAUGACCCCAGCUGAGCAAUGCUGGGCAGGACGUGAAAAAGCCAUCUCUGGACGGCAAGAGAGGCCAUUUCCUUAAAGCUCCCGCUUGGAAGCGAGAGUGUUUCAUGAUAAGCCAGGCGGGGAGAGGGCCUCAAGCCCACCCGCCCUCUCCUUCCUUCCCCGGGAGAGACGCCCACCGCCCCGUUCGCGCCGGGCCACGCCCCUGCCCCGCGGGCUCGCCCCACCCUGCUGGGCCGGGGGCUCGCCCCCGCGCCUUUUCCUACCUGGCUCUCUCCGGGCCUCCCCCACCCGCCCGCCUGGCCGGGGGCUGGGGAGGAGAGGAGGGCCGUGGGCAGGUGCGGGGCAGCUCGUCGGCCAGGCGGGUCCCCGAGGGAGGGGGAGGCGUCCGCGGUGACGGAACAGAAGCCGCGAGAGCCUCGGCGCUGCCUCCUCGGCCUCCGCCCGGCGACGGCCACUCGCGCGCCGCUGGUCGGGGGCGCAGCGUCCGCGCGCUCGGGGCCGGGCGGGCAGCAGCUCCCGCCGCCGCCCACUCGCCGGCCGGGGAAGCCGGGGAAGCCUCGGGGCCCAGGGGCGACGGCGGCGAGACCCCGCCCCGCCCGGCCGGCCCGCGCCUAUCGCGGUCCGCGGCCUGGUCACGCGGGGAGUGGCGCCGCGGGCUCGCGGCCGGAGUCGCGGCGGGCCGGGGCCGGGGCCGGGGCGGGGGCGGAGGGCAGGGGGUAGGAAUAGGGGCGGGCGGGCCGCGCCAGUCCCGGAGCCGCGCGCGCGGAGCCGACCGAGCCACGCCGAGGGCGCCGAGCGGCGCGGCCGAGCCCGAGCACCGAUGCUGCUGCCGCUGGCCUGGGGCUCGCUCUUCUUCCCGGGGCUCUUCGGGCUCUGCACCUGGGGGCUGCGGCGCGCGCGGCCCGCCUGGACCCGCAACGACUGCGUGAUGAUCAGCACCAGGCUGGUUUCUUCAGUGCAGGCUGUGUUGGCCACCGGGUCUGGGAUCGUCAUCAUCCGCUCCUGUAGCAACGUGAUCACCGACAGGCACUGGCUUGCCCGAGAAUAUGUCUGGUUUUUGAUUCCAUACAUGAUCUAUGACUCCUAUGCUAUGUACCUCUGUGAAUGGUGCCGAACCGGGGACCAGAGCAGCAGACAUUCCCUCACCGUUUUUCGAAACUUCCUCAGUAAAAACCGCCUCAUGAUCACGCACCAUGCUGUCAUUCUGUUUGUCCUUGUGCCGGUUGCCCAGAGGCUCAGGGGAGAGCUUGGGGACUUCUUUGUUGGCUGCAUCUUCACAGCAGAGCUGAGCACUCCAUUUGUGUCACUGGGCAGAGUUCUGAUUCAGCUAAAGCAGCAGCACACCCUGCUGUACAAGGUGAAUGGAAUCCUCACGCUGACCACCUUCUUCUUAUGUCGGAUCCUCCUUUUCCCCUUCAUGUACUGGUCAUACGGCCAGCAGCAGGGACUGAGCCUGCUCCAGGUGCCGUUCCACAUCCCAUUCUACUGCAACGUGGCCAACGCCUUCCUCAUAGCUCCCCAGAUCUACUGGUUCUCUCUGCUGUGCAAGAAGGCAGCCCGGCUCUUUGAUGCCCCCCCAGGCAAAAAGGAUGGUUAAUUGCUCCCAAGAGUCAGUAAGGGCGCCUCCUCAUACUCGCUGCCUCCUCCACUCAGUAUUCCGUGGACCAAAUUGCAGAUUGUGCCGUGGGUGGCCUCAGCCUUUCGGGUAUUGAUAAACAGAUGGAUUUGAGUUUUUUGAAAGAAUAUUCGUAUCACCUCCCUCUUCUAACCUGCCCCUUUUGCAAAAGCACUUUUUUCUUACAACAACUGUUGGAUCCUGUCAGACCUUCACUGGCAGCAAGGUGGUUUUAAUGCAAAGCCCAAGGAUCCUUCCUUGGGCCUUAUCUCGAGGGCUCUGGGAGGUAGAAGCACGGGGUGUGGAGAUAGGCAGACCAAGGUGAUAAGUAGCUGGGCACCUGCCUGAUCCUAAUAUUGGUGGCUCCCCACCUUUCCAACCACUCAGGGCAGUAUCCACACAUGCUGGGCCAGCAGAAGCAAGUCAUGACUUUUUUUUUUUUUUUUUGAAAUAAUUUCUUGUGAUGUUGGCCUGGGAAAAUCAUUGUGGGUAGGUAGUUUUUUUUAUUGUUUACUAGAUAACCCAUUGGUCCUUUGCCUCAUCCUUUCAUCCAUGUGCCAACAUUGAAUUCUCCUGUCUACUGACUGCCAAUCAGAAGCCUCACUGGCAGGGCAGGGUAGGUGGCAGGGAUGGCAACCUGAAGCACCUGAGUAGGAAGGAAGGCCAAUGUCAGCACAUCUGUGGGCUGACUUGGUUAGACCAGUGUCAAACUUGUGAGCUUGUCAACAGUCAUAGAUACUAUUCCCUUUUCAGCAUGUCCCUCAAGCCCAGCUCUCCCCAUAUCCACACACACAGGAUGCUCUUGUUAAAAACUAUAGGGGUAAAGUGAAAUGACAGCUGCUGAGCUAUUCACUGGGUAAGCCCACCCUGACACUGUCCUUUCACACGAGGUGGAACAGACUUCUAUGUUCCAAACCGUGAGAGGUCUCAUCUAGACUGCCUCCUGAUACGCCAGAGCUUGUGGUCCAAAGCCUGUUCCUGUCUGAGUCACCGCCAUUUAGCCGUAGAAGGCUGGACAGCAGGAGUGCAAGACAGCCCUGGCCAAAAUACCUUCUGUGGACUGACCCUUUCACCUACCAUUUGCAAAUAGGAUCCUCCGGUGCCAACACUAAUUGUUCCUUAACAAGGAUGGGUUUUAGAAACUGCUACCAUGAAGUUUUUUCCCAAGUGGUAGAUUUUUAAAAGUGCCUUUUAAUUUGUUGUUCAUGAAUUUUUAAAGUACUGAAUGUGUAACUGUCUCAAAUUUUGACUAUUUCAGUCUUUAAUGGGUGCCAUUUAAAAAACAUAAAACGCUGUAAUUUUUUUUUACCGUUUUGUUACUUUAUAAAUCACCCCUGUGGUGACUAAAUUGCAUUAAUAUUU